UUUUUAUUUCAAAGAAUUUGUUAUAUUUUUUAAAAAUGGAUUUUCAUCGAGCAAUGCAGCAGCAACAACAACUUCCACCUCAUUUAAUGACUUCUACAUCCUUAAAUAUUGCUGCCUCAAUGCCUGGAACGUCAACCAAUAUCAAUCAAUUCCCAAGCCAUUUACAAACUCAUUUGGAUCAAAUGUCUUCUAUUCCAUCGACAACAGCAGCAACAGGAAUGAGGUCACAAGAGACUGCUGAAGAGGCUAGAAAACGUUUUGAAAUUGAAUGUGAAUUUGUUCAAGCAUUGGCGAAUCCAGCUUAUUUAAAUUAUUUGGCUCAGAAAGGUUAUUUCAAAGCUGAUUACUUUGUCAACUAUCUCAAGUACCUUCUCUAUUUUAAAUGGCCAGCAUAUUCGAGAACUCUCAAAUACCCUCAAUGCCUAUAUUUACUCGAAUGUUUACAACAUGCCGAGUUUCGUGAAGCUAUAGCAUCGACUGACAAUGCUCGUUAUAUUGAAGAUCAACUUUUGCUUCAAUGGCAUUUUUAUAUGCGUGUUAGGCAACGCUUACAGCAACAUUCACAGCCUGUUCAACAACAGCAAUAA
Messenger RNA from Meloidogyne enterolobii, 587 nucleotides. Lineage: Eukaryota; Metazoa; Nematoda; Chromadorea; Rhabditida; Meloidogynidae. The record is from the annotation of a GenBank genome assembly.